Messenger RNA from Tilletiaria anomala UBC 951, 810 nucleotides. Its product is annotated as nascent polypeptide-associated complex, alpha subunit. The record is from RefSeq and is a predicted model, not a curated record. Gene Ontology annotation, cellular component: cytoplasm; nascent polypeptide-associated complex. Bases 69 to 668 code for a protein of 199 amino acids. Gene Ontology annotation, biological process: protein targeting to membrane. NCBI's taxonomy places the organism in Eukaryota, Fungi, Basidiomycota, Exobasidiomycetes, Georgefischeriales, Tilletiariaceae. The transcript has 6 exons.
AGCGUCCAACGCAAUACCGAUACUUGUAGGACCUAGAUAGCAGCGUCAGACUACUAGAUCGUUGCAAGAUGGCUGCCAGUAUCGAGGAGAUCACGGACGAUGUCCAGGACAUCAACGUCAACCAGGACGACUCUUCCGACGCUGGCGAUGGCGAGGUUGCCAUCCCGGACCGCGUCCAGUCAAGAGCAGAGCGCAAGAGUAGGAAGGCCCUCCAGGGCCUAGGCCUCAAGAAGAUCGAUGGCAUCACAAGGGUCACCAUGAGGAGGCCCCGUGGUCACCUCUACGUCGUCGAGAAGCCCGAUGUCUACAAGUCUGCCAUCACCGAUGUGUACAUUGUCUUUGGCGAAGCCAAGUCCGAGGACAUGUCUGCCGCACUGCAGGCCCAGCAGGCGCAGAUGGCCGCCAUGCAAGCUCAGCAGCAAGAGAUGCAGGGCCUGGGAGACGGCAGCGACUUUGCCGCUCAGGCCGCCGCGCUCGCUGGCGCUGGUACCAGCGAAAAGAAGGAGGAAGAGGAGGAGGAGGAUGGCGAGCCCAUUGACGAGACGGGUCUCGAUACAAAGGACAUCGAACUCAUUAUCCAACAGACUAACUGCUCCCGUCGCAAGGCCGUGAAGUCCCUCAAGGCUAGCGAUGGUGAUCUGAUCAAUGCCAUCAUGGCAGCAUCCUAAGCGGGAUGGGUUGCCUUUCCUCCCCGCCGCCGACGGAUGCAAAGAUUUGCUGCCAGCUGUAAAGAGAUCAUGCACACAUGCAUAUCGAUGUACAGUAGUCUUCCACAAAAAUUACACCGGCACUUGCUGACAACCUGAAAAA